AAUGCUGUCUUCGAUCGGUAACCGAAAAAGGAUACCAGAUUUCAACGAAUUGGCAUGCAUAAAAACUGCACUGCUGCAUUGUUUACAUCCCGGAUAUGCCAAUGGUACAGUUUGCGCCUAACUGACCAAUCACUUAAUCCGGCAACUAACAGUAACAGCCAGCAAAUGCUUUGCAAUCUUGUAAGAUGAUUCAAGAGCAAUAGGCGGAAGAGGUUGUGACUUGAAUGUAAGUCGGAACAAAAUGUAUCCUGGGCUGCAGGAAGUUCGCUGAUGGCUUCAAAUCUUCAAAUGCUGCUAACAGAACAGAACCAGAUUCAGCUAUUGACCUGGAUGCUCGUGAUCACUUCAGUUUAAACAAUCAAACAGAGCUGCUCAUUGGUGAUCAGUUAAAGUUCAAAUUUUAGAAUGGAGCUGGACUCGCAUGAUCAGAUCGAUUCAUACGUUAAAACAGAACCAGACUCGGGCGAUCCGUUCAGCCAAACUACUCAAACAGAACUGGACUGUGGUGCUCAGUUCAGUUCAAACAUUAAAACAGAACGGGAUUCUGGUGGUCUAUUCAGUGCAAGAAUCAAAACUGCAGAGCCAUAUGUUCCUACAGGGUGUGACAUUCAUGAGACUGAUGAGACAGAACCAGAGUAUGGUAUUUCUUGUGAUGAGAUAAAAUCCGAAUCUGCUGAUGACUAUGGAAGUAUUGGAACUGAUUCUGAUUAUGUGCCUCCACCUGGUUCAGAAUCAUAUGAAAAUGAGUUUCUUCAUGGACACCAAACUCUGCCUGUUCCAGUAUGUCUUAUAUCAGCCGCAGGGACUUGUGGUCUGUUAAGUAUUGAUGUCAAGGACCAGCUUCAUACUGUACAGAAUGGUAUUGUGAAAGAAGAAAUGCCAGAAGAAGACAUGGAUGAGAGCUCAUACGGCUUUGGUGAAGUCCAUGCUGACACUAAUACAAACCCAGCUGAAGACGAUUCUGAUCCAACUUUUGACGUCGGGGAAAAAAUCAAGUUAAACAGUCACACAGAAGAUCAUUGGUUAUUGACGAGUUCUUCUCUGGAGCAGGAGGCAACCAAAAAGAACAGCGCUUACUUAUGUGGCAUUUGUUGUAAAGUAUUCACGGAGAAGUUUCAUCUGACUCGACAUGAGCGUGUUCAUACCGGAGAAAGACCAUUCAAAUGUGAUACAUGUGAUAAAACCUUCUCACGUAAAGAGACUCUUACUAAACAUGAACGUAUUCACACAGGUGAAAGACUUUUUACAUGUGACCAGUGUGAUAAAACAUUCACACAGGGUAGUGAUGUCACGCGACAUAAACGUCGAAUUCAUUUAGGCGAAAGACCAUUUUCCUGUGAUCAGUGUGAUAAAACAUUUACCCAGCAUUGUGAUGUUACUCGCCAUAAACAUCUUGUCCAUACAGAAAAAAGACCAUUUCCAUGUGAACAGUGUGAUAAAACGUUUAUCUCUCCGAGUUAUCUUGCACAGCAUAAACUCAUUCAUUCUGAGGAGAGACUAUUUGCCUGUGACCAGUGUGAUAAAACAUUUGUCACUGCCAGCAACCUCUCACAACAUAAGCAUAUUCAUUCUGAGGUCAGACCAUUUGCCUGUGACAUGUGUGAUAAAUCAUUUACAUGUAAUUAUGGUCUUACCAGACAUAAACGAAUUCAUACAGGAGAAAGACCAUUUAUUUGUGACAUGUGUGACAAAACGUUCAAGCGGCAGAAUGCUUUGUCUCAACACAAGCGUAUUCAUACUGGAGAAAAACCAUUUUCAUGUGACCAGUGUGAUAAAACUUUCUCUCGUAAAGAAGGUCUCGUAAAACAUAAAGACACUCAUUCAGGAGAGAAACCAUUUGGUGUCGACCAUUAAAGAAAAUAUCCUAAAACACCAUGGUUGUUGACAAUGUAUGAAGCACUGUGUCUCGUUCUGGCGGUUAGGCAACCUUAACCUCAACCGCUUUGGUUGGCCCAAAUAUUAAAACAGUCCAAAUUACAUUUCAAAGUUUAGUUGAAGGUGUUUUACAAUACCCCUUGGAGAAUCGGCACCACAUAUCCCGAGGGCAUUCUUUGGCUGGGCUCAGAUUAGGUCGGAGUUCCUGGAAAUGUCAUCCUUUUUCCCGAGUUUGAUGACCAUCUGGUGAGAAUGUCCUCGAUGUUUGGUGAGACAGCCAAUACCUCUAGUUUGCAUGGAUCUUAAUUCACUCAUGAUAGUGCUCUCUACCAGUAUCAAAGGCCAACCAAUUAAAUGUGACUGGUGAUUAGAGGGAGUAGGUGGGCGCUAUGUCGGCCACAUUGGCCUUUUUACAACCCUAGCUUGUACUCGGCAUGUUUUAUCUGGAGGAUCCGACCAUGCAGACCCAAUUCUGUGCAUUGGUAACCGGAGACCACAAUUUUACCCCCGGGUCCUGCCA
Molecule: messenger RNA, 2395 nt
Organism: Lineus longissimus
Lineage: Eukaryota; Metazoa; Nemertea; Pilidiophora; Heteronemertea; Lineidae
Product: zinc finger protein 883-like
Exons: 4
Coding region: 406-1854 (482 amino acids)
Biological process (GO): regulation of transcription by RNA polymerase II
Molecular function (GO): DNA-binding transcription factor activity; RNA polymerase II cis-regulatory region sequence-specific DNA binding
Source: RefSeq, a predicted model, not a curated record